CUGAACAGCGGCAAAUUGGAAUAAUGAUUGCAUUUAUUUGGCUGCUUGCACUGCUGGCAACCAAAGGCAGCACUCAACAUCUGUACAACGAUCAGUUCAACGAGCAGCUGAUCACCUAUUUGCACGUGGACAUUCCCCACGUGCAAGACUCUUUGUUGAGGCUGCAGGUGCUCUACUCGCAGAAUCACAUACACAUCUAUUGUCGUCGCAAUCAGGAGCUGCGGCUGGGCAACAUCUUCCAGAGCAAUCGACAGCAACUACAGCUGAUGCCAUACACGUCCAAUGUGGACUACAGGCAGUACAGGGCUGCAACGGCACAUGGUGUGCAUCGGGCGCAUAGCGAGAAUCGUGAGAGGCUCGAGGAUAAACUGCUGGCGCGCAGUGGACAGCGGCUGCACCAUAUUACAAUGCCCUCGCAUGACCACGCCUGCUAUGGCAUCUACACGGACCAGGCCUAUAAUAUUACGUUGCUUCAGGUGAGAUGCGACAAGAUGCGCGUGGCACGCUUCCUUGCUGGCCUGGUGCUCUGGGCAACAACAACAACGACUGGGAUGUAGGGCGAUUGCUUGAUCUGUAGCUACUUCAUGGCCAUGGUGCUGGGCAUCCAUUUGAUCGGUCAGACAAUUGUGUUCGUCGCUCUGCAAAGCUGCCGACCGUCGUGGGUCAACUUUAUGUUGGUCUUGCAACAGUAUCCAACAAGUGUGGCUCUUGCUGCGGUUGCCGGCGCUUGGCUGCUAACGAAGGUGUGCCAACGUCUUCGCGGAUUGUGGCAUCAUCGUUGGGUGCGACUCAUGGACCGCCACCUGCCCCAAUUGCUCUCCUAUAUGCUGCUGUUGAGCGCCUCGAAUCAUUCACGUUGUGGCUGGUACUGCAUAGGGUUGCUGCUGCCCUGGCGCAUUUUGGGCGAUCUUUGGCACAGAUUUCGAGCUCAGUCUGACAGCUCCGAGGCGUUGACUGAGUUGCGUUCGCUUCACCAAUUUGCAAAGCGUCGCAGCAGCGACGACCACUGUGCGGAGCUGGUGCAGAUGCCAGCUACCAACAGACAGUAUAUUGAAAUAACGGACGAUGAGGAUGAAGAUGCAGAUGCAGUACCCACUCGUCUGAAUCGCUCUGAUCGGAAUCUGUAUUCCAAUCGCAGCCUGCAGCAAUUGCCACGCAGCAUCUAAAUGCAUUUGUUAAUUGAAAUAUAAAGCGCUUUAAUGGGAGUUCUCUGCACUCCUCCACACAGCACUCAAAAGAAAAAAAAUAAAAAAAUGGAAUUUGCCUGGCAUUUUGGCAACACCAAUAUCGAAGCAAACUGACUUUUGCCACUGGGUAAAGAAGGGGCAGACAGGUGUGGUAGAGAGAGAGUGCGUUGCACGCAUAGAGAAAUACGGAAACAUGCUCACAAACCAAAAAUCUAUUUGCCGAACUCACCAAAGAGCGAUGCUAUAUGUUUUCAAGUUUUCACAUAACUGGCAAAAACCUACAAAUACGCAUUUCACAUACAUACAUUAUAAAAACAUUUAAACACAAGA
Drosophila grimshawi is the source of this 1517-nucleotide messenger RNA. RefSeq lists its product as uncharacterized. Lineage: Eukaryota; Metazoa; Arthropoda; Insecta; Diptera; Drosophilidae. The transcript has a single exon. The record is from RefSeq and is a predicted model, not a curated record. The coding region runs from base 585 to 1166 and encodes 193 amino acids.